UGCAAUUCGCAUUACGUAUCGCAUUUCGCUGCGUUCUUCAUCGUUGUGGGAGCCAAGACAUCCGCCGGUAAGAGUUGUAUGGCAUUUUCGCUUUUGUCAAAACCGGAGGUCCGCUUCGAGAAGCAGUCGCUCGCAGUCUUUCGGCGUUCAGCAUUCGCUGGUUCGUCCGUAUUGUUUUAUGAAUUGGCGUGUGGAUGACUGGGGACGGAACCGACCGCAUAUCCACUCUAGGAGCUUCUGCGCGGCCGGCCCGAAGGCAGUCGAUGGGCACUUCAGUGAAGUACCCAGAGGGGUUCGCUGGGUUGUAUGAAAGGAUGGAUAUUAUGGUAAUGAUCCUUCCGCAGGUUCACCUACGGAAACCUUGUUACGACUUCACCUUCCUCUAAAUAGUGAGGUUUAAUCAACUUCUCAAAGCACGUUCGCCGUGAAGCUUGCGUGCUCCAAUCCGGAGAUUUCACCGAACCAUUCAAUCGGUAGGUGCGACGGGCGGUGUGUACAAAGGGCAGGGACGUAA
This is a messenger RNA of Pelagomonas calceolata, 514 nucleotides long. The record is from the annotation of a GenBank genome assembly. Lineage: Eukaryota; Pelagophyceae; Pelagomonadales; Pelagomonadaceae.